CAGCCCUCUGUGCAUAACGAAAAAAUGGCUCCAUCAACAGAGUGGGGGGUUCCUGCUGCUGAAAAACAGGCAGAAUUACAGCGAUCUCAAAUCCGUUCAAAGAUUAGAAAUGACUAUCAGAGGAAGAUAAACAAUCCAAGACACACGGGGUCUUUGAUUGAUCCUGCAUACUUCCGAUGGAACUACGCCAGGCAUAACUCCUAUGCUUACUUCAAGGCUACUAAACUAACGUCUAUAACAGGAGCUAUCAUGGGCAUAGCAAUCCCAGCAGGACUCAUCUACUUCUUCUACAGACACAGGAAAUACACACAGGAGAUGUACGACUCUGGACAGUGGGCGAAACCAAGGAAUCUAGUCAAUGGAUGAUGUCACUACCAAGAUUACAUCAUGAACUAUAAAUAGAGUUUAUUGAAAUCUACAAGCCCAGAGUGAUACGUUUACUUGCAACCAGUCAACUUACAAUUUCAUCUGUCCAGAAGAUCACCUGAGUUUAGGUAUCGCGUCCACGCCAUAAUGAUCCAUCAGGAUAAGACAUCUUAAUUGGAAUGAUGUCCCAUGUCAAAAUAGUCUACUCUGAUUUUAAAAAUGUUUAUUUCAUGAUGUUUUGUAAGGAGAAUGACACUUUAUUAUUCAUCUGGAGACGCUUCAAAGACACCAGCAAGAUUGAAGAACCCCUAACACAUCUUUAGAUGAUGAUAUUAUCUAAACCAUAAAAUAUUUUCUGAGCUUGCUGAUGAUAUGUUGUGUGUGUAUUGAAUAGAUAUAAGCUUUGAAAUCAA
Messenger RNA from Strongylocentrotus purpuratus (purple sea urchin), 779 nucleotides. RefSeq names its product NADH dehydrogenase [ubiquinone] 1 beta subcomplex subunit 4-like (gene ndufb4). The coding region runs from base 25 to 366 and encodes 113 amino acids. Gene Ontology annotation, cellular component: mitochondrion. The record is from RefSeq and is a predicted model, not a curated record. The transcript is spliced from 3 exons. NCBI's taxonomy places the organism in Eukaryota, Metazoa, Echinodermata, Echinoidea, Camarodonta, Strongylocentrotidae.